GUCUGCGGUUAGUUUUUUCUUUCUCUCUCAUCAUCACUCUUUCCUUCCCGCUCCAGAUUCAUCGUUCUACCUCAAUCCCAACCACAAUUUUGGGGUUUAGGGUUUUUCUCCCCACACUGCUCUUCAAUCCCAAAUCCUCAUUCUUCCAACACCAUAGUUAGUUACAAUGAUGUACAAUGACCCUCAUAACCCUCAACACCAACAACACCAACAGCACCAGCAGCAACAGCAACAACAACAACAACAGUAUCAGCAACACCAGCAGCAGCAGCAGCCUCCGCAUUUUCACCAUCAGCAGCAGCAGCAGCAGUCAGGUCCCGGUCCGGAUUUCCACCGUGGACCUCCGCCGCCGAUGCCUCAACAACCUCCGCCUAUGAUGCGCCAACCUUCCGCUUCUUCGACGAAUCUCGGAUCGGAGUUUCUUCCUGGUGGUCCCCCUGGUCCCCCUGGUCCUCCUCCUCAUUACGAUGUUCAUAAUGAUAGCCAUGGUGCAAAAAGAAUGAGAAAGCUCACUCAAAGGAAGGCAGUUGAUUAUACGAGCACAGUUGUGCGCUAUAUGCAGAUUCGUAUGUCACAGCGUGAUUCCAGAGAUAGGACAGUACUUCAACCUACGCCGGCAGCAGCAAUUGAUAUGUUGCCAGCAGCUGGCUAUUCAGACAAUCCAUCCACAAGCUUUGCUGCUAAAUUUGUUCAUACAUCUCUAAAUAAAAAUCGUUGUGCUAUUAAUUGUGUUCUUUGGACUCCUACAGGCCGGCGUCUUAUUACUGGCUCACAGACCGGGGAAUUUACUCUUUGGAAUGGACAGUCUUUUAAUUUCGAAAUGAUACUUCAGGCUCAUGAUUCAGCAAUCAGAUCCAUGAUCUGGAGUCACAAUGACAACUGGAUGGUCUCUGGUGAUGAUGGGGGUGCAAUAAAGUAUUGGCAGAACAACAUGAACAAUGUUAAAGCCAACAAAUCUGCUCAUAAAGAAUCAGUCCGUGACUUAAGUUUUUGUAGGACAGAUUUGAAGUUCUGUUCGUGUUCUGAUGAUACCACAGUUAAAGUUUGGGAUUUCGCACGCUGUCAAGAAGAGUGUUCAUUAACCGGCCACGGUUGGGAUGUGAAGAGUGUUGACUGGCAUCCAACAAAAUCUCUAUUAGUAUCAGGUGGGAAAGACAAUCUUGUGAAACUUUGGGAUGCUAAAAGCGGGAAAGAGCUCUCCUCCUUUCAUGGCCACAAAAACACCGUGCUUUGUGUGAAAUGGAAUCAAAAUGGAAACUGGGUAUUAACGGCUUCUAAAGAUCAAAUAAUAAAGCUGUAUGACAUAAGAGCAAUGAAGGAGCUUGAAUCAUUCCGUGGACACCGGAAGGAUGUUACUACUUUGGCUUGGCAUCCGUUCCAUGAAGAGUACUUUGUCAGUGGGAGUUAUGAUGGUUCCAUCUUCCAUUGGCUUGUUGGGCAAGAUACUCCUCAAAUUGAAAUUUCCAACGCUCAUGAUAAUAAUGUGUGGGAUCUUGCAUGGCAUCCUAUUGGAUAUCUUCUUUGCAGUGGUAGCAGUGAUCAUACAACAAAGUUUUGGUCUAGAAACAGGCCGGGAGAUAGUGCCCGUGAUAGUAGAUAUAACAAUGGCAUUCAAGGAUAUGCCGAGCAAAAUCCUGUUGCUGGUCGUGUACCUGGCCAUUUUGUAAUGCCUGAAGGCCCAACAACUCCAGGACCAUUUCCCCCUGGGCUGAUGACUCGAAAUGAGGGUACCAUUCCAGGUGUUGGAGUUGCAAUGCCCUUAUCUAUUCCUUCUUUUGAUGGGUCUCAAGGGGAGCAGAAGCAGCCCCAUCCUGGUUCAAUAGGUGCUCCUCCUCUUCCCCCGGGUCCACAUCCCUCUCUUCUUAACCCCAACCAACAACAACCAUUCCAACAGAAUCCACAGCAGAUUCCACAACAUCAGCAACAGCUACAACAACAUAUGGGCCCUUUGCCUAUGCCUCCAAAUAUGCCACAGAUACAACACUCUUCCCAUUCCUCUAUGCUCCCUCACCAACAUUUGCCCCGCCCUCCCCCCCAAAUGCCACAUGGAAUGCCAGGAUCUUUACCAGUGCCUACAUCUCAUCCAAUGCCAAUUCCAGGACCUAUGGGGAUGCAAGGUACAAUGAAUCAGAUGGGCCCUCCAAUGCCACAAGGUCAUUAUGGGGGCAUGAAUCAAAUGCAUUCAGGAUCCUUGUCUUCAAGUGGAGGACCACCUAUGGGAGGCUUCCCAAACAAUAUGCAAGGGCCACCAAAUAACAAUUAUCCUCAAGGUGCUCCAUUUAACAGACCACAAGGUGGACAAAUGCCCAUGAUGCAAGGUUAUAAUCCUUACCAGUCUGGAAAUCAACCUGGGAUGCCUCCAAACUCACAACAAGGUGGACCACACUCUCAAAUGCCUCAAUGAAUUAAGGAAAUUGCUUUCUUUGUUUGUAGUUGCCAUUUAAGCUCGUGUAGUUUCUGUUCUUAUUUAUACCUUUUUGAAGUUUUUAAUCUGCUGCAGAAAUUUUUGUUAUGGGAAAUUCUCUUGUGAUUUUAUUCCUUUGCCUUUAAGAGGUUUCAUACUUUAGUUCUAGUUCAGAUUCAUAGCCGAUUAAGACAUACUUCCAUUGCUUAAGCAUAAGUUUAGUUGUUUGAUUCUGUGUCUGCUUUUGUAUAAAAAUAUAGGCAAAAUUGCUUUAAAGGUCCUUUAACAUUCUUUAGAUAUUCAGAUUCAACCGUUAUCUUUUA
Medicago truncatula (barrel medic) is the source of this 2727-nucleotide messenger RNA. RefSeq names its product flowering time control protein FY. Gene Ontology annotation, biological process: mRNA 3'-end processing. NCBI's taxonomy places the organism in Eukaryota, Viridiplantae, Streptophyta, Magnoliopsida, Fabales, Fabaceae. Gene Ontology annotation, molecular function: protein binding. Bases 167 to 2404 code for a protein of 745 amino acids. Gene Ontology annotation, cellular component: mRNA cleavage and polyadenylation specificity factor complex. The record is from RefSeq and is a predicted model, not a curated record. The transcript has 18 exons.